Molecule: messenger RNA, 1158 nt
Organism: Gymnodraco acuticeps
Lineage: Eukaryota; Metazoa; Chordata; Actinopteri; Perciformes; Bathydraconidae
Gene: urp2
Product: urotensin II-related peptide
Exons: 5
Coding region: 754-1065 (103 amino acids)
Biological process (GO): blood vessel diameter maintenance; regulation of blood pressure
Cellular component (GO): extracellular region
Molecular function (GO): hormone activity
Source: RefSeq, a predicted model, not a curated record
AACUGUUGACAAGCCUUCUUCAAGAGGUGCAUCCAUGGAUUGAACAGACAGAUUUUGAAACGGAAAGAUUUUUUAUUGUAACGUUUUUGAGAAGACUUGGAAUUAAAUUAGACGAAUACCAUCUCCUGGUUGAAAAACAGAAGAAGCUAAGAACAACCAAAAACGUUUUUGAGUAUAUCCGAAUUCAAGGCAUUUCGAAGUAUCUCAAAGCAUCAGAACAGAACAAGCUGAUUGAUUUUCAAAACCUAAGACCAAUCAUCUCAGUGGACGUCUACAUCCUCGGCAACAUCAACAAAAAGUUGGAAGAGUAAAUGAGAAACAAGUCAGUUUGAGAACCUUCUUGGAACAAAAUCCUGAGUUAAAAGAAAGUCAAUUGACUGAUAGUGACUAUAGUUGCUUGCUACAUAGGUAUUCCUUCAGUGCUCAGUAACCAUGCUUAACAGCUCAGCACUUGUGUCUGUGAUGAAGGUGGUCAUGAUGAUGCUGGUGUUUGUGGGGACAGGAGUGGAGGCGGCACCCACUGACAGAGGCUUUGCAAAAACUCUUCCCAGUCUCACUCAUGCAUCAGCUGUACCAGAGAAGACAAAUCCUAGCCAGUUCCUGAAACACUGGCUUCUGAGUACCAAAGCAGCAGGAGUGGAUGGGACAAACGAGAACUGACAAAACCACGACAAGGACCAUCACUGCGGGCGUCAGGGAAGGGAGGGUUGAGGAGCAGCCCGGAGACAAGCAGGGCCAGAUAAACGGGGCCAGAUGCUGAAGAUGAUCUCAGCCAUGGACGAGCUGCACCGGGCGUUUAACAGCACACGGAGCUCCAGGAUCACCAUCAUGCCAAGAGCAAAUGGCAAACAUUCAGGGAGGAAAAAUAGAGUGCACCCUGCUGCUGAGGGAGGGGUGAAGCCCACCACAGUGGCCCCAUCAGCAGUCAGCAGCACUGCGUCCAGAGCCAGUGCGGAUGUCCUCGUCCCCAGUCUGACUGGUCGAAAUGUCAAGAAGUCCCUCCCAACGCAGACCAAGAAGACCAACAAAAGAGUGUGUUUCUGGAAGUACUGCUCCCAGAACUGAUGGUCUCCAUCCAUCCAUCCAUCCAUCCAUCAACCCCUGCAUUUACAAUCAUACGGCAGUUACAAAAACCUGAAGACCUUGCCUCACUCUCCC